Molecule: messenger RNA, 641 nt
Organism: Prunus mume (Japanese apricot)
Lineage: Eukaryota; Viridiplantae; Streptophyta; Magnoliopsida; Rosales; Rosaceae
Product: Bifunctional inhibitor/lipid-transfer protein/seed storage 2S albumin superfamily protein
Biological process (GO): lipid transport
Molecular function (GO): lipid binding
Source: RefSeq, a predicted model, not a curated record
AUGGCGUUGUUAUCAACAGCGAUAUUGGUGUCUAGCACGAUAGAAUGCUCCGCCGUGACGGCACUGGUCUCCACUUGCUACACCUUCAUCACGUAUGGCUCACCAGACCCCUUCCCGGGGUCUCCAUGUUGCAAUGCCAUGGCCAAUCUCAAGGUUAUUGCUGACACAAUUGAGAAUCGGAGAUUUGCAUGUAGAUGCUUAUUGGGCCUCAUUUCCACAUACAACCCAAAUGCUUAUGCGAUUGCUACUUUGCCCGACUUUUGUCAAGUUUCUUUGGGGUUCAACAUCGAUCCUAACACUGAUUGCAACUUAAUCCUAUGAGUUUGGGUAUGCAACUUUAACAGGAGUAGGUUCCGGAAAAUUAGCGAAAUGGAAGACGAAAUAAACAAUCUCAUGUGUUCAGCUGCAGGGCAGAGGAAGGGAGGUUCGAGUUUUGGGUUGAAGAAAAUCUAAAUAAUUGAAGAUUUGAUUGUACAAAUUAUGGAAAUUAUUAUGUUAGGCGAAAGCUAGCUAGUUAAACUGUUGCUUUUAAGGUAAAAUAGUUAAUAAUUCAAAUAUGGUAACAUGAUUGCUAACUGAAAUGAUUAUAGCGAUCCUACUUUAGGUCAUUUAAAGUUGCCCUAUAAAGAUUUGAUUACUGC